Molecule: messenger RNA, 651 nt
Organism: Lactuca virosa
Lineage: Eukaryota; Viridiplantae; Streptophyta; Magnoliopsida; Asterales; Asteraceae
Source: the annotation of a GenBank genome assembly
AUGGGGGUGGCAGGAGGCUACUCCGGUGGUCUUCUGAUGCCCUGUUAUUGCUUCCUUCGACUGUAUUCAAUGAAGGGAGUGUGGAGAAGGUCACUAAGUAGCUUAGGGGUGGGCAGGGACAGGAUCCCCCCUGAUAGCUGUUGUGAUCCAUUGAAAUCAGUGAUAAAAUCCAAUCCAGAGUGCUUGUGUAGUAUGAUAAGCAAUCAAGGUACUAAAAAUGUUGAGAAUGCUGGUAUCAAUGUCACUAAGGCCCAAGAAUUACCAGCAAGAUGUGGUCAACGUGUCAACCCGAUCUCAUGCAUCACCUCCACCUCUAAGACUACUCCAGGUACAAGUGAUUCCCAAAGCUUAGGAAAUUCCAUGGUCUACUUAUUGUACCCGUUGAUGCUAAUCGCAGCUGAGGUGGCGUUGGGCAGUAGGAGGCUGCUUCGGCGGCCUUCUGCUUCUUCUUUCUUGCUUAAAAUUGCUAGUGAAAACAAAUGGGAUGAGGGAGAGAGCUGUGGUGAUCGAAAACAGCAGCAACAAAGGGUUGGGGAUGUGAUCUCCGGUGGUAGCAGUGAAGGGUGGGGUGGUGGCAGUUUGGUGGCAGCAAGGUGGAUGCCACCUCUUCCUUCCUUUUUCUGGGCAGAAACAGAUGAGAGGGAGAUGUGA